ACUGUCCACAAGCUGCUGUGUCUCACACACACACUGGACUCUGCAGUGUGUCCACACACUCUCCUGGUCAGUGUCCUGUGGUCUGGAUGUCAGCAGCUGUUUUCACUGGGACUUUCUGUCUGCAGCAGCGUUUUGUGUUCAGGAGCAGCGAGGCAGAGGAUUAGAGCCGAGCGACGAUGGAUUCCAACGGAGCCUCAAAACACCAGUCUGCAGGUUCAGGCCAACGGCGGCAAGGCGCCACCGUCAGCUUCCACAAUAUUCACUACAAGGUGACACAGGGAGGAAGCUGUCUUUGCCGGAAGAAGGCGACCACCAAAGACAUCCUGAUCGACCUCAAUGGGAUCAUGAAGCCAGGGCUCAACGCCAUCAUGGGAGCGACAGGAAGCGGCAAAUCAUCGUUCCUGGAUGUUCUGGCAGCCAGGAAGGAUCCCGCCGGUCUCACAGGAGAAGUCCUGAUCGACGGAGCUCCGCAGCCUCCAAACUUUAAGUGUCUGUCUGGAUACGUGGUGCAGGACGACGUGGUGAUGGGAACUCUGACGGUCAGAGAAAACUUCAGCUUCUCUGCGGCGCUGCGUCUCCCAUCAACCAUCUCUCAGGAGGAGAAGGAGCAGAAGGUCAACAGGCUGAUCCAGGAGCUGGGGCUGAGCCGAGUGGCCGACUCCAGGGUGGGCACUCAGCUGAUUCGUGGGAUCUCCGGCGGCGAGAGGAAGAGGACGAACAUCGGCAUGGAGCUGAUCAUCGACCCGCCCGUCCUCUUCCUGGACGAACCCACCACAGGCCUCGACGCCAGCACCGCUAACUCUGUGCUGCUGCUGCUCAAGAGGAUGGCGAACAAUGGUCGCACCAUCAUCCUGUCCAUCCACCAGCCUCGAUACUCCAUCUACCGUCUGUUCGACAGCCUCACCCUGCUGGUCACCGGCAAACAGGUUUACCACGGGCCCGCACAGAGCGCGCUGGAGUAUUUCUCAGACAUCGGAUACACCUGUGAGCCCCACAACAACCCUGCUGACUUCUUCCUGGACGUCAUCAACGGAGACUCGACCGCAGUCGUCUACAGCAACGCGGACAGAGAAGAUCCAGAUCCAGACUCAGUGUCACUGUCCAGACGGGGGAUCGAGGACAAACUGGUGGAGGAGUAUAGAAACUGUCACUACUACAAACAGACCAAAGCAGAGCUGGAGAGGAUAAUUCAGGGUAAGCAGACGACCACCACCACUCCCUCCAGAACCAUCACCUACACCACCGGCUUCCUGACCCAGUUCAGAUGGGUUCUCAAGAGAACGUUUCGCAACCUCAUGCUCAACCCUCAGACCUCCAUCGCUCAGGUAGCAGUAACCUUGUUCCUCGCUCUGGUCGUUGGAGCCAUUUUCUUUGAUGUGAAGGAGAAUCAGAGUGGAAUGCAGAACAGGUUUGGAGCUCUCUUCUUCAUCACAGUGAAUCAGUGCUUCAGCUCCCUGUCGUCGGCCGAACUCUUCAUCUCCGAGAGGAAACUCUUCAUUCAUGAGUACAUCAGCGGUUACUACAGGCUGUCUGUCUACUUCCUGUCCAAGAUCCUGUCUGACAUCAUCACACUGAGGACCAUCCCCGCCAUCGUCUUCAGCUGCGUGGCGUACUUCAUGAUCGGCCUGAAGCCCACAGCUGAGGCCUUCUUCCUCUUCAUGUUCACGGUCAUGCUGGUGGCCUACACGGCCACCUCCAUGGCUCUGGCCAUCUCAGCCGACCAGACGGUGGUGGCCAUUGCCAACAUCUUCAUGACCAUCGCCUGCGUCUUCAUGAUGAUCUUUGCAGGUCUGUUGGUGAAUCUCCCCUCCAUCGUCAGCUGGCUCGCUUGGUUGAAAUACCUCAGUAUCCCAAGAUAUGGCCUCAGUGCUUUGCAGGUGAAUGAGUUUUCCGGGCUGAACUUCUGUCAGGGGUUAAAUGCCAGCGUCAUUCCACCUGGACUCAUUUGCACAGGGGAGGAGUUUCUGACGGAGCAGGGUGUGGAUAACUCCACCUGGGGCUUCUGGCAGAACCAUGUGGCCCUGAGCAUCAUGACCAUCUGCUUCCUCACCAUCACUUACCUGAAGCUGCGCUUCAUCAGGAAGUUCACCUAGACUGACGACUGACGGCUGGAAACAGAUGGAAGUACUGUAGUUUUUUUUUUUACAGAAAUGAUUUGAAUUUUUUAUCACAUCUUGUUCAGUUUGUUCAUUUUCAUUUGCUUCUGACUCAUGUGAUAAAAUCCAGUAAUUUUCCAAAUCUCUGAUCCCAAAUGUUUGUUUGUUAAAUGAUAUUUCCUGUUUAUGAAGAUGUUUUAAAGAAGCUGUUAAUUAUUUAUUCACUCCUUACUAACACUGUAGCACCGUGAUGUGUUGUAACUCAUAAAGAAUUGUAUCCUGGUUUUUGCACUUUUUGAAGUUCAGAGCAAAAGAAGUAAUUUUUUUUUCACACAAGAAUUUUAUAUUUAUGAUUUUUACAAAAUAAAACAGUGAAUUAGCAUUUUAAUGUUCAGUUUAUUUCUCCUGCUCACGUCUGUGACACGGGAUUCGAAAUUCUCACAUUUGCCAAUAUUUUAAUUUAAUUCAUUACUUACAUAGGAUCAAUGGGAGUAAUAUAUAAACCUCUAAUAAAGAGUUUAUGACACACAGGUGGAGGCUGCUGUAUAAACUGAUAAUGAAAUACAGUAAAAUGCAGCUGUAAUUAUAUAAAAUAUGUCUUAAACUUUACAUUAAUAAA
Molecule: messenger RNA, 2715 nt
Organism: Toxotes jaculatrix (banded archerfish)
Lineage: Eukaryota; Metazoa; Chordata; Actinopteri; Toxotidae
Product: broad substrate specificity ATP-binding cassette transporter ABCG2-like
Exons: 19
Coding region: 177-2093 (638 amino acids)
Cellular component (GO): plasma membrane
Molecular function (GO): ATP hydrolysis activity; ATP binding; ABC-type transporter activity
Source: RefSeq, a predicted model, not a curated record